AUGCUUCUACUCGCGUGUCUCCGGCGCUGCGCGCGGCUUCUCUACUGGAUCCCAGUUACGAUCAUUAUCAUGGUCGUGAUGUGGUCAUACUACGCAUAUGUUGUGCACUUCUGUUGGAGUCUGCUUACCUGUGCGACGCAAAAAGUGUCGUUCCUUUGCCUGUUCCACGUGUGUUUUGGAAUGUUUUCGUGGUCAUUUUGGAAAGCAGUUUCCACUCCACCAUCCUCUCCUUCUGUGGAGUUUCAGCUCUGUUCUUCAGACUCACUCCCUUAUGAGCAUGACGAUGGUGGUAUGGAAAAGUGUCUUCUGGAAACCUCCUGGAAGUUUCCAGUUCACACACGUACAGAGAGUGGAGCUAUCAGGUUCUGUCAUCUCUGCCGAUUGAUAAAACCAGAUCGCUGCCAUCACUGUUCUGUCUGCCAAAUAUGUGUACUAAAGAUGGAUCAUCACUGCCCCUGGUUGAAUAACUGUAUUGGAUUCUCCAACUACAAGUUCUUCAUGCUCUUCCUACUCUACUCAUUCCUGUACUGCCUUCUCAUCGUCACCACCGUUACACCGACUUGCAUCAAUCUGUGGCUGGGCAAGCUGUUUGAUAGUUGUGUAAAACUGCAUGUUUUGUUCCUGACAUUGGUGUCAGCCAUGUUUGCUGUGACCCUCUGUUUUCUGCUGCUCUUCCACAUCUGGCUGCUUGCCAACAACAAAACCACACUUGAGUGGUUGUCAGUCCCUUUUUUUGUGGACGGGCCAGAUAGUGAGGCAUUUGAUGUGGGCAGCCAAGCAAACUUCGUGCAGGUGUUCGGAAAGAAAAAGAGACUCUGGCCAUUUCCAGUAUUCAGCAGUCAAGGGGAUGGACAUUCGUUCCUCUUGAGAUGGCAGAUGCCGACUCACAAUCGUGCAGUGAUGAAUGGGAAUGGGAAUUGUGACUUGGAAGAGAUAGUGGUCUCACCUGAGGGUGUCUGUUACCAUGGCAGAAGAUGACUAGCAGUAAUGAAAUAAGGUUGCCAGAAUGUGUCAUUGCCACUGUAAGUCUCUGGACUGAGGCAAUUUCUAGAAAGAUCUCAAUCACAGGUUAAGCUUUCAGGAGCGGCAGGCAGCCCUCUGGGAGAAGAGAGGGUCAACACCUGCCUGUGUGAUCAGUUUUCACCUGGAACACUUCCUGCAGGAGAGAUCAGGUCUCCAAAACCUCUCUUUUACUGAUCAGAGUGUGAGAGAGCAUUAUCGGGUGUCUUUGCUGAGUGAUAAUGUCUUAAGUUUAUUAUUUUGUGAUAUAAAUUUGAUUUCUGGAGAUCUUGGGUGUUUUACUGUUUUUGAGAGUGGAUUCUCGCUUUAUGACGUGGCAUGUUUCCAAUCACAAUUAGUUAAAAUAUCUUCAAAGAGCU
Messenger RNA from Xyrauchen texanus (razorback sucker), 1379 nucleotides. RefSeq names its product zinc finger DHHC-type palmitoyltransferase 15a (gene zdhhc15a). The record is from RefSeq and is a predicted model, not a curated record. Lineage: Eukaryota; Metazoa; Chordata; Actinopteri; Cypriniformes; Catostomidae. Gene Ontology annotation, cellular component: endoplasmic reticulum; Golgi apparatus. Gene Ontology annotation, biological process: protein targeting to membrane; synaptic vesicle maturation; peptidyl-L-cysteine S-palmitoylation. The coding region runs from base 1 to 978 and encodes 325 amino acids. The transcript has 12 exons. Gene Ontology annotation, molecular function: protein-cysteine S-palmitoyltransferase activity.